Messenger RNA from Triplophysa dalaica, 4685 nucleotides. RefSeq names its product TBC1 domain family, member 2B (gene tbc1d2b). Lineage: Eukaryota; Metazoa; Chordata; Actinopteri; Cypriniformes; Nemacheilidae. The transcript is spliced from 13 exons. The coding region runs from base 58 to 2889 and encodes 943 amino acids. The record is from RefSeq and is a predicted model, not a curated record.
CACGCGGAUGGAAACUUUGUAUCCGCCGUCAGGGAAGAGUGUGCGCCGCGGAGAAAGAUGCAUGAAGAGGAUGACAGCGCUGCCAACUCCAGCAGGAAUUCUCGGAUACUGGCGGCCAGAUCCCUGGACGUGGCUGACUGCGAUGGCACGAAGGAGCAGGCAGCCAAAUUACGCGGAUACUUAAACAAACUGUCUGGGAAGGGGCCGCUUAGAGGGUUCAAGACGCGCUGGUUUGUGUACGACACUAGACAGUGUUACCUGUAUUAUUUCAAGACUCCCCAAGACGCCCUUCCGCUGGGGCACAUUGAGAUCGCAGAUGCGUGUUUUACAUAUGAUGUGGAGGCAGAAGAAGGGCUUUUUGAGAUCCGCACCGAGGGGAAGGAGUUUCUGCUUAAGGCACCCAGCAGGCAGGUGAUGCUUUACUGGCUGCAACAGUUACAACAGAAAAGAUGGGAGUUCUGUAACAUGCCCGGUCACAGGGACAGCUGGUGCUCUCCCGCCCCCUGUUAUCCACACACGGGUCUCGUGGCCAAAGAUGCAGAAGCAACAUUUUUUGAGAAGCCAAACGAGACUAUGGAAAGUGUCCGGAAUGAUUUUGCCUUGGAGUUGGACAGUGAUGGACUGGUCGGGGUCCAGUCUGCUCGUGGCCCUGUUGCUCCGCCCACAGCAGCUUUUAACUCUCUCAGACACUGGGGCUCUGAGCUCAGAAAUAGCAUGUCUCACCUUCGAGCCGGCCGGGGAGGAGAGAACAGACGCAGUGUUUUUUACACCGCCAACAGUGAGGAGUGGGAGUUGGUGGAUUCUCCGGAGCACAAAUCUCAAUCUGACAACAGUCAGCGCAGGGAAAGUCCUUCACAUAAUCAGAGAAACUCCAUUGGCUCAACAUUCACGUUUGAUUUCCGCAACCCCUCACGAAUGAAGCGGCCCUUUCACAUGGGCUCCGGGAAAGCCAGCCGCAGCGCGGAGAGCUCACCGGUUGAAUGCAAUGGAAACAAGACAUCUGAACUUCAGCUCCGCAUUCAAAGCCAACAAGAGGAGAUCAUCCGCUUGCAGGAGCAAGAGAACUGCCUCCAGGAGGAGCUCGCCAGUCAGAAGGAGCUGGUUCGUCUCCUCCAGCAAACGUUACGGAGCUCUCAAUGCCAGUCAGGGAGCAUGGGGCAAGACAAUAAUAACCAGAGCGAGGGGGCUAAAGCCCUGGGAGAGCGAGAUGGAGAGAUCAAGGAUCUCUGCGGUCAUAUGGAGAGGCUGGCUUUGGAGAAGGAGAGUCUACAGAAGGAGCUGAAAGGGUUGAAGAUUAAAGUGGGGGAGAUAAACGAGCGGCUCGGCAUGCUCAUGGAGACCAUUCAGGCAAAGGACGAAGUCAUCAUGAAACUUUCACAGCAGGACGACGAAGGUGGAAACCCGUCUGGGGAAUGCAACUCGCCUGGUGCCAGCAGAGAGAAACAAGAGCUUGACAUCCUGAAGGACAGUCUCCAAGGCUACAAAUCCCAGAAUAACUUCCUGAACAAAGAAAUCCUGGAGUUGACAGUCUUGCGACGAAACGCUGAAGCUAGAGAGAAGAUUCUAGAAGUGAAGUAUACGAGUUUGGUGGCCAAGUUGUGUCAGGUGGAGAGUAAGUACCUGGUUCUACUGCAGGAAGUGAAGUCUCCUGUUUGCUCCGGGUCAGAACCGAGUCAUAGUGGUGAUGUCAUCUCUCGCCUACUGGAAGAAGCACUGCAGGUGGAGAGUGCAGAUCAACAGGAGCACACCAUCCUCAAACCCAAUGCCGUCAGCGAGUACGACAUUUAUGGCUUCAAGACGGUCCCAGAAGAGGAAGAUGACGAGGAAAAACUUGAAGCUAAAAAGAGAGCACUGGACCUAAGGUCCUUCUCUCUAGGGGACCAGGAGACAUCGGUUCGAGUGAAGUGGGACAACUACCUGGCCAUCACCAUGAACAGAGAGAUGGUUCGAUCUCCAGACCUGAAGGCGCUGAUGCGAAGCGGCGUGCCUCAUAUCCACCGAUCCAAGGUGUGGACCUGGUGCGUAAACUUCCACGUGAAGAAGAUGCGUGACAGCCAGCCGAAGGAUUAUUAUCACAACCUUCUGAGCAUGGCGAAUGAUAAACCCAACCCGGCCUGCAAGCAGAUCGAACUCGACCUCUUGCGUACGCUUCCUAAUAAUAAGCAUUACGCCUCCCCUGACUUGGAGGGAAUCCAGAAACUCAGAAACGUCCUGGUGGCUUUUUCCUGGAGGAAUCCAGACAUUGGAUACUGCCAAGGCCUCAACAGACUGGCAGCCAUUACACUUCUGUACUUGGAUCAAGAAGAAGCUUUCUGGUGUCUCGUCGCCAUUGUGGAGGUUUUCAUGCCACGCGACUACUACACCAAAACACUGCUGGGCUCACAGGUAGAUCAGCGUGUGUUUAAGGACCUAAUGAACGAGAAGUUACCCAGACUUCAUGCUCAUUUUGAGCAUUAUAAAGUGGAUUUCUCUCUCAUCACCUUUAACUGGUUCCUGGUGGUGUUUGUGGACAGCGUGGUCAGUGACAUUCUUUUUAAGAUCUGGGACGCUUUUCUUUAUGAAGGACCCAAGAUAAUAUUCAGAUUUGCUCUUGCACUCUUCAAGUACAAAGAAGAGGAAUUUUUAAAGCUCCAGGAUCAAAUGACUAUUUUUAAGUACCUCCGCUACUUCACGCAUUCCAUUUUGGAUGCAAGGAGGUUGAUGAGCAUCGCCUUUGUGGACAUGAAUCCCUUCCCACUGCGACAGAUCCAGAAUCGGCGUACAUUCCACCUGGAGAAAGUUCGUCUGGAACUCACUGAGCUGGAAGCCAUCCGCCAGACCUUCCUGCGGGAGAGAGACAGGACACUGGACGGCCGAACGCUCAUAAGUGACGACGAGGAAGACAACUAAACCACAUCCAAUAAGGGACCUGCACAACUGGUGAACCAAUCAGAGAGUGCCUUAUACUUUUCCAUGUUCAGAUUUUAUAGUAAAUCAACAUCGAUAAUAUAUUUGAUGUAUGACAGCUCUUCAAAAUGUGACUUUCAGGGACAAUAGAACAGUAUUGUUGUUUAUUCGUCAAUCUGUAUCAUCCUUUUAUAUUGUUUUGAACUGCCUUACCAAUAUUUCAUCUAUUAGUACAUAUUGACUAAAAGCAGUAUUAUGGUAACUGAAGUAAUUGCAUUGAGCCAGUAAAGAUUCUGCUGGUGUGGUUCGGAGAAGUUUCUAAAUUUGUAGACUUUUACAAUAUGCUGGACAAAAUAGAAUGGUCAACAAUCCUGCACACAAACAUUUUCCUCUUUCAACACGUCACGCUUUAAAUUCCUACCAUUGUUUGUUAACAUACUUUCUUACAUAAAUUUUUGCAAUUCAACUGGUAAUUCAACAUGUUUACAAGGCCGGUCGACUUUCUAUACAUUUGGUAGUUUUAUUAAAAUCAUUUUAUUUGUCAUUUUUACGCACAAAUUCUCAAAGAAGAAAAAUAGAAAUGAUUCUUGAGAACUUCCCGUUGACGUUGGAUGUGAUUAAAAAUGACAAUUGAACAGGUUUUACAAGCAUCGGUAUUUUUCUGUAUUUUCUAUAUUUAGAUUCUUUAAGAACAAUGCUCAUGUGCUGUUGAAUUGCAAACUGCGUCGAGGUAUAAUGCUUAGUUUCUAUAUUCUAAAAUUAAAAUCUUUCAUAAUAGUUUAUAUAUACACAACAGACGCUUCUCAAAAUGAACAUGAUGAUUUGGAAAAUAUUUAGCAUUCCGAGGGUGUGAAAGUUGUUUGUUUGAGGGUGUUAAGCAUUUUGUGUUUUAUGUUCCAUGUGUUACAUUUUCUUGAGGGCCCAAUUGAUGAGGGAUUGUUGAUUUCAGUAUCGAUUAUACUUUUGUACUUUGUUUGUCUUUUUAUGUUGUAUUUUGCAUGUUUUGAAGACAUUUACUAUUGUUAUACAUGCGUAUGCUUGGAAAGACUUUAUUCUUCUUCUAUAUGUCUUUUUACCUGUUGUAAUCUAUUCAUACACAUAGGGUAACAGUUUUUGUAUUGGACUAAAGGCACAAUUUUUUCCUGAAUUUUAUGUUUUCACUUUAUCAAGUAUAUUUUUUGAGACUCGCUCAUAAGACUCUGAACGAUAUACAAAUGAAUGGUUAAACAGAUUUUCUUUUCGAUUAGUGUGAGAGCUGGUCUCUUAUCAUUUUUUGUCAUGUAGGUUUACUCGCACACCUUUCAAAGAUUGAAAGAAUUACGAAUGAAUUAUUAUAAGCCCAGCUAAACCGAACGUGCAUUCAUACUAUUUGACACAUUUGAGUCUCAGCACAUCUCCACCAUUUAUUGUAUAAGCCAUAUAUUCCUUUUAGCUGUUAAUGUUUGUCCUAUAGCACAGAUUGUUUUCAAUUUGUUUCUUGCUGUUGUUCAAUGCAAUGCAUUGCCCAGAUCUAUAUCUAACACAUUGCUGUGCACAAAUUACAUACAAAUUUUUCAAUGUUGCUGAAACGUUUACUUUCCAUGUAUCGAUACACAACAAAUGUUUUAUGAAUGGAGUAUUUCAAAUAUUGACACUUUGUAUGCUUUGAAAAGUUAUUAGUUAGUCUCUACAUGAAUAAUACUUGAGUUACAAGGGAUGCAUAAAAACAAAUCAUGCUACAGAACAAUAAGGCUGUGUGGGGCCUUCUCUUUAUUCCUUUCUGUUUUGUAAAGCUUUUGUAAUUAAAAGAUUAAAUCAUC